AAGCAUCCGUGACGCGAUUCCGAGUCCCGAGUGCGCUAUCGAAGCCAGCAGCACACACGUAUAUCGUAUCGCCUGCACCCGCGCACGCUUCGAAUCCAGACGAUCGUCCGUCUUCCAGUGUCCCUCCGAGUGCCGGCCGAGACGCAUCGUGUUGUUCUAUCAAUUCUUAGUGAACGCCGGGUAAUAAAUUAAACAAACGAAGUGUUACGCAGCGGAAAAUCAUCUCGAAUAACCGGGAAUUUUCUCUCCAGGCGACACAAGAGAGGAUUCUAGAAAUUUGACUGCCUGAGUUUAAGACAAAUAACAUAUCGAAGAGAGACAAAGCGGAAGGAUAAAAAAGUAAAAUAAUCAAGAAAUGGCGGAGGUGGCGUCAAAGAAGUCGAUAAAUGUAGUAAGUAGUAAAAAAACGAGUGAAGCGUGCGGUGUUAGUUCUAACAACGGUUUGCUAGACUUAGAAACCUGCAUAACACCCUGCAGUAACAACCAACUAAUCACACUGUCCGAGGAAGAGUUAAUCCUGGCAAACAACGAGUGCGUCAAGACGAACGACAUCAACAUGGACGAUAAGAGCCUGCAGGAGCUUAUAGAGAGCGAACUGGCCCUGAGAAUAUCCUCGACGACAGAAAUGGUGGAAACCGGUGACAACGACGACGACGACGCCGGUUUCGAGGCGACAGAUUACAUCGAAGGUGGUCAACCGGAGAUAACCAAGAUAGUCCUUGAGCCCAGGGCGAGUCCUCGGGACGUAAACUCGGAGUUCAUAAUCGCCGAGAUGAACCACCAACACCUUACCGAGGCCAGACGAGUCAAUGAAAACGGAACGUUUCCGUCAGAGUUUCAGUUCAAGGAGUUGAGCGAAGCCCGGACAAACAAAGAAAUCGCGGGAACGAAUAUCGGCCAAUCGGUAGAAGCCGAAGAAACGACUGUCGCAGACAUAUCCGGACAGUCAAACGCCAACGUGACACAAGACAACCUCUACCAACAGGCCAACGAUGAUCACCAGGAGCUCGACGUCGAGCAGUUGAUGCCGACGAUGGAUGAAACCGACAGAGAAGAACCAGCCGAUUCCCAGAGGACCGAUGAAUGCUGUCGCCUCAAUACGGAGUCCAAGGACUCCUCAUCCAGGACCAACGAGCUACUCGACACUUGGUCGAACCCGGAAUCCUCCGGGGACACGAUGCAGAUUGGUCAGUUCUCGGACAACUUUGACGAAAGUUUGCCGCAGCUUGGAUCGGACGUCGAUUCUUUAGCCUCUCGGGAUCAGAAUGUGACCGUCGAUCUUCUAUCGUGCUAUCCAGGAAACACGACGAUAAUUACGGAUCCUGACUUGAUCGUACCCGUUAAAGAUUCUCAGGCCGAUUUGAUAACGGAUGAAAUUUCGUCGGAGCAAGAGACUCUUCAGGAGGUUGGAAACGAGGUUGAGACACUUGAGGACCCCGAAGAAGCCAUGAGGAAGGCGGUCAAGGCUGCGGCCGAAGAACUGGUUCAAGAGAUAAUAUCUAAGUCGUCGGAUCUGCACGUGGAGAGGUCCGAGUCCUUUGAGAUAUCGAGCACUCGUGACUUCUUGGAGUUUGAGCGAAAGGUCCUGCGGGAAAUGGAAGAGCAGGAAACCCAGGAUCAUGGUCGGAACAUCGGUGAAGACAAACUUUUGGAAGCUGAUCAGACAAUCCCGGCUUUCACCAUCACUGAAGUUGUUCAGGAGGUACCGACGAGGACGAAGGACACUACAGUCGAGGUUAUCCAGGCAACGGAAAAAACUUCUUCUUCAGAUAACGAGUCGCCUCGUCUUUUCACCGAGAGUAAAUACGCUGAGAAUUGCUUCAGCGAGGCUCCUGUUCAUGGUGAACAGGAAUUCGAGUCCUGGACGACGGUUGAACAGGCGACGACUGAAACCCCGAACCCAGAAGAUGGCGCUCAAAUCGGCUCCGAUGGAUCUAACCUCGCUCUCACUAACCUUGCAGACGGUUUGAACGCUCAGGUUGACCUUCAGCAGCUUGCUCCUUUAGCUACUCCUGAUGACGAAAUAAGCGAUGUCUCUAACAAGUGUGAUGUUCAUAUCGAAAGCCGGGAGGAAGUGAUAACGACGAGUUCCGUCGUGACGAGCUCGACCACGUCGGGAAAAAGCACGAAGACAACCAAGACGAAGAAAAAGAAAAUCGAAGGUGUUGCAAACACCGAUGUUUCCACUGGCCUCACGCCGCGAACAAAGAAGACCAAGAAAAGCAAGAAGAGUGAUCCUGAGAAGGAAAAUAUCUCGGUGAACGGUAACAUAGACGGUUCAAACAUGCGUACAAAAAUCAGUUCGACCUACACGGAAAAGGUUGAGCAGCCUGCAGGCGAAGACGAGCUGUCUAAUGUCAACGUUAAGACUUUGACACAAAGCUAUGUCUCAGAGACGAAUAGAACCGAACUGCAGGAGAAGAAUAGCGUUAAGGAAAUCAUCGCCACCGGCGUGUCCAUUAAACAAUUGUGCCGAAGCUUUGGUGACCUGUCGAACAUGAGUGAUGCCGAGGUGGAUACCUUUGCUCAAGAGGAUCACGACAUGCCGGAAAACGAUGAGCGGAGAGCCAUGACUGCGCUGGAAGGCCGACGUUUUUAUCAAACACGUCACAGUGUACCAAAUGGUUCGACGCAUUCCGUCAUUACUUUGGCCAAAGAAAACCUGCUAUCUAACGAUCCAGGCUUUCAAACGAAAGCAAAGUCGAUGGGUGACUUGAGACUGUUUGAUAAGGAGCGAACGGAGCUUGCCAAAGACGCGAUUAUCUUCAACGGCGUAUCAGUCAAAGCACUCAGAGCGUGCUACUGUAGUUUGGCUAAUUUAACAAUCAACAGUGUUCAGAAGAACUCCGCCAAUGGCCACAGGUCACUGACCGUUAAGCUGCAGAAAUCAAGCUUCAACAAAUUCGACGCAUUGAGCAAGAAGCCCGUUCUUCACGUGCGUUCAGUAGACGCUGGAAAAGUUCAGCAACAAUUCAACUCGGUGGGUCAAAAUGGCGAACCGAAUCCGAAUUGCCGCAGUUGCGGUAAAGUCGUGUUUCAAAUGGAACAGACGAAAGCUGAAGGGUUGAUUUGGCACAAGAAUUGCUUCCGAUGCAAUCAAUGCAGCAAACAGCUAAGCGUCGACAACUACCAGAGCCAUGAAGCCACCCUUUACUGCAAGCCACACUUCAAAGAACUAUUUCAGCCAAAACCCGUCGAAGAAUCCGACCAGCCCAUGCGUCCACGCAAGCCAGAGCUGAUAAUUCGAGAGAACCAGCCGAAAGAAUUGCCACCAGACGUGGUCAGAGCUUCUGAUAAGCCAGACUUGGGACUGGAAGAACUUUCAGCCCUCAAUGUCAAGUCUCGCUUCCAAGUCUUCGAAAAGACCGGCGUUGAGACCAACGACAUCGAACGAUCUCCAUCUCAAGUUGCCGUCAAACGUGCUCCAAGUAUUCUCAGCAAACUCGCCAAGUUCCAAGCCAAAGGAAUGGACAUCGGAGUUGCCGAUGAAUCCCUGAACGGCAUCCCUUACGAGGAAUCCAGCGAAAGCGAGGAGGAAGAAGAAGAGACUGACGAAGUCGAUAACGAAAUAAUCAAGGCAAAACGUUCAACCCGAGAACGUCCGAUGAGCUUUUCAAAAAUGGACGACAUGAAAAAUCGGUGGGAAUCGACCAGCCAACAAGGACGAAGGGAGUCUCAAAGGGAAGCUCGUAAGGAAGAAAUUGCCGGGAUUCGUUCUCGCCUAUUUAUGGGAAAACAAGGCAAAAUGAAGGAGCUUUACCAACAAGCGGUUGCGGAAAGUGAACGCGUGACUAAAAUCAACGCCGCUGAAGAGAUUCAGGAAAUUCAACAAUCUGCCCACGCACGUUCAAUCAAGGAGCGUUUCGAACGCGGCGAGCCAAUUGCUGCUAACGACGAUGAGAACUCCGAGGAAAAGUUUAAACACCAAGAUCGUGCCGAGGAGGACGUCAUCGCCGCUGGUAUCAGCAAGAAAUCUCGCAGUCUCUUUUUGGAGCUUGAUGCAACGGCAGCGAAAACGGCGAGACCAGUGACGCCAAAAGCAUCAAACGAAACAACUCGACGCGUUCGAGACGCUUUCAUGGGGCGUCAAGUGUCCGACGACGUCGUUCGCAGUACCGACACAGCCGAGGAAGUGCGUGCCGAGACAUCGGAUAUUUCGAACAAGUUCAAGUUCUUCGAGGCUUAUAAAGCGCCCGAGAAACAGCGGAGGCAGUUCCGAAUUACGCCGCCACGUGACGGACAAGUCAAGAUGGAGUCUCCAGAACGUGAAAUCUACCGUGACCCGGAAGUUAUUCGAGCCGACGACAGAGUCAACGAAGUUGUCCACACCGACACGGCGAGGAAGAUGUUGUCGAUAUUCAGACAGAUGGAGGAAAAGGCUUCUAAGGAAGAUCUGCCUGACGGACCAAAGCCCUUGAAGCGUUUCACACCGCCGCCUGAGGACAAAUUCGCAAAACCAACGGCGUCCGAGUCCGAGGAGGAGGAAGACGAGGAGGGCGAAGAAUCCGAGGGUGCCGAAAGCGGCGAGGAUCGCGACCCUAACUAUGUUCGAGCUUCGGACAAGGUAGAGGACGAGUUCUUGAAACAAGCUCAGAACGCAGCGCGCGCAAAAACGCUGCGCGCGAAAUUUGAACAGUGGGAAACGACCGAUGAAAAGGUAACCAACCAUCACGUAGCUGAGAUGGAAAUUGCUCAGGGAGCCGGCGAUCAGUCAAGCAUAGAAUCCGCCAGCAGUCUUAGAGCCCGAUUUGAAUCCCUUGGUUCGCAAACCCCAGAAGUACCGCGUACGGCGAAGGUCAAGGUCAACAGAUUUGUGGAAAUUCAAACGACAUGUGCAGAAGUGUGCGAAAGCUGUGAGAAGAAGGUUUACCCUUUGGAAAAGGUUGAGACCAACAAUAAAAUAUUCCACAAGCAGUGUUUUCGGUGUCUGCAGUGUAAUUGCAUUCUUAGAAUGGACACGUUCACAUUGAACAACGGAAAAUUGUAUUGCAUACCGCAUUUUAAACAACUUUUUAUAACAAGGGGAAAUUACGAUGAGGGUUUUGGAAUAAAUCCCCACAAAAAUAAAUGGGCCUCUUCCAGCGCUGGAUCUCCAGCAAUGCCACUGACCACGAGCACAGCAACACCAAUCGCUGUAUCAAACGGUGACCUUUGAUUAGUUAAUAUGUAUAUAUAUAUAUAGACAUAUAUAUACGAGUAUUAACAGCAACUGCAACUGUUAGUUUAGACAUCAGCUAUGGUAGAUGUCUCACGUAAAUUAAAUCGAUUAAAUUAUUCCUCUCGUAAAUUCAGCAUCAUUCCAUUUCUGAUGUCCACAAUGAGUUUCGUCCAAAUUGUGUUACACGCAUUAAUUCGCCUUGAACUAAUUUGUACAUGGAUAAUAAUUUUGUAACACAUUGACGAAAAUCGUGAAGUAUAAGGCGAUUAGCUCAACAGUGUCGAACCGUAUUUGCUUCGGCGCCAUUAUAUAAGACGGUUAUUAGAUAAAUUGUCAAUAUACCUUGAUUCUUGCCAUUUAGGCGGUGGAAAUUAAAAUGAUACGUAUGUACAUUACUCAAAAUCAAUUGUUUAUAUUAUACGAAUUCUCAAAUUUGUUCUCUCUCUCUCCCUCUCUCUCUCUCUCUCUCUUGCUGGUUCUUAUUCUAUUCCUGAGAUAUAAACGUAUGAUUUCAAUGAGACUAAGAAAAUACAUAAAGAUUUAAAAAAACGUUUUAUAUUAGGUGAAUGAAUAGGACACCUGCAUAGACAUGUAUUUAACUUUUUAACACUGUUACAUCGUUUCAAUUGAAAUUCC
Diprion similis is the source of this 5794-nucleotide messenger RNA. Its product is annotated as probable GPI-anchored adhesin-like protein PGA55. Gene Ontology annotation, biological process: actin filament bundle assembly. NCBI's taxonomy places the organism in Eukaryota, Metazoa, Arthropoda, Insecta, Hymenoptera, Diprionidae. The record is from RefSeq and is a predicted model, not a curated record. Bases 356 to 5155 code for a protein of 1599 amino acids. The transcript has 23 exons. Gene Ontology annotation, cellular component: plasma membrane; actin cytoskeleton. Gene Ontology annotation, molecular function: actin filament binding.